AUGACCACACCGCAGUAUAAACCUCCCAAGGAAAUCCAAGACUUGCUAGACAAAAAGGAGCAGCAACAGGCCAAUCAGCGCAGGCGUACCGCUGUGCUGCCCAAACGCUCGUGGAUCCAGCGGAAUCCACGCCUCUUCCAGAUCUCCUUCCUCACCGGCUCGCUGCUGAUCUUCUUCUCGAAGCCCCUGUACGACUGCUUCAUCGCCGAUCCCCUGCCGCCGCUGGAGAUCAAGGUGCCGCCGCACAAGCGCUGAGUUCCCGACUUCCUGAGACAUGGAAUCGGUGCGCAAGGCCAACCAACGACUGCGCAACUAUCCGCUCCUGCUGACCAAGUGUGCCGACAAGGCCACUGCCUAUGCGGUG
Messenger RNA from Drosophila takahashii, 364 nucleotides. RefSeq lists its product as uncharacterized. The record is from RefSeq and is a predicted model, not a curated record. NCBI's taxonomy places the organism in Eukaryota, Metazoa, Arthropoda, Insecta, Diptera, Drosophilidae.